GUCCAUGUUCCUGCUGGAAUUCACAUUCGAAACUCAGAUCCUUGGAACGGCUUACGUAUCAGCAAGUCACCAUGGAAGGUCUGGGAGGUCUAGGGUUUAGCAGCAUGAGCAGUGGAGCGAGGAAGAAGAGAAGUAACACUCUGCGUCGGCCUUGGAGUGAGCCACAGUUACAUGACGGUUCAUCCUUGUCAUCCACACCAACCUCUGAUAAUAAUGUGAAUAAGAUCGAAGAGAGGGAAAAUGUGGAAUCAGAUGAAGGUUCAACGAAUGGUUCUUUCCGAGGAAGUAACCAAGAUGGACCGGGUGGAGGGUUUAAUGUCCCGACGGGUAAUCACAAAGCCUCUAGUAACGGUUCAGAGCAGCAAGCUGGCAGUUGGGCGGAGAAUACGGUCAAGAAGGUUAAGCUCAAAGUUGGCGGUUUAACCAAAACUUUAGACGCUAAUUCUGCAUCAGGUGUUGUUUCAACGGAAUCUUCUCGUGUAUCUUCUGAUGCCUCGCAGCUACGGCAGAUGGGUCAGGACACAUUUGAAGAUCGAUCCACUAAGUUUAGAGGAAUUUCAUGGAACAGUGUAAGGAAAACGGAUUCAUCCAAUGUUAGAGCAUCCAGUGGUGGUAAUGAAAUCAACGUGUAUCAGCCAAUCCGUAAAAGCAAUCGGAUUUCUAAACGACGUGUUCUUGGUGAGGAGGAACUUGAUGGAACUGAGGACUACGACGAUGAAGAAAUUCGGUUCCUCAGAAGGGUGAAAAUGGCAAAGGUUCUUUCUUUGGAUGACGAUGAUGAUAAUGACGAUGAUGAAGAAGGAAGAAGCAAGAAACAUAAGAAGCUUUCUAAUGUGAUGAAACGAGAUGCCGAAGGUUUACCGGGCAAGCCAGGUAAGAGGAAUAAGACGGGAAGAUUAUCCGAUGAUAUUGAUUAUGUUGAGGACAAGGAAGAGGGAGACGAGGAAUUAGAAGCGGUUUCGGAUGUUGGACCGGGGAAUAAGAAGACGACUGUGACUACCCGACAACGUUCUGGAUUUAGCAGAAAUCUGAUCGAGUUUCCCGAUGGGCUGCCUCCUGCUCCGCCUAGAAGGCGAAAAGAGACACCACUGGAAGUUGAACAGCAACUGAAGAAAGCAGAGGCUGCUCAGAGACGGAAACUGCAAGUGGAAAAGGCGGCUAGAGAAUCCGAGGCUGAGGCAAUCAGGAAGAUAUUGGGGCAAGACUCUAGCAGAAAGAAGAGGGAAGACAAGAUCAAGAAACGCCAAGAAGAGAAGGCUAAGGAGAAGGCUGCAAAUGCGAUAGCCCGACAGUCGGAAACCGUGAAAUGGGUGAUGGGUCCUUCGGGAACCGUCAUAACUUUCCCGGACGAAGUGGGAUUGCCUUCUAUAUUCGAUUCCCGGCCUCACAGCUAUCCUCCGCCGAGGGAGAAGUGUGUUGGUCCAAGUUGUAAGAAUCCGUACAAAUACAGAGACUCGAAGUCGAAUCUCCCACUCUGCAGUCUGCAAUGCUACAAGUCUAUUAAAGGAUAAGGUCGGACACUCUCACUGCCUCUUUGAAGCUCUGAGGCAUUUGCUCUCUUGUGUUUGUGUAUAUACGAAGUGUUGAAUCCCAUAUGCGUAAGUAAAAUGCUUCUGCUUACAGAAAAAUUUGUGAUUGGUAAAGAGGUUAGAAGAACAUGACUGGAAGUCUGUAUGUAAUGGAAAUGGCUACAGUGCGAAUAAAUGGAAAUCAUAUGAAUUAUUUCU
Molecule: messenger RNA, 1727 nt
Organism: Tarenaya hassleriana
Lineage: Eukaryota; Viridiplantae; Streptophyta; Magnoliopsida; Brassicales; Cleomaceae
Exons: 8
Coding region: 72-1511 (479 amino acids)
Biological process (GO): chromatin remodeling
Cellular component (GO): Ino80 complex
Source: RefSeq, a predicted model, not a curated record